Molecule: messenger RNA, 1169 nt
Organism: Arachis duranensis
Lineage: Eukaryota; Viridiplantae; Streptophyta; Magnoliopsida; Fabales; Fabaceae
Product: adenine phosphoribosyltransferase 3
Exons: 6
Coding region: 269-823 (184 amino acids)
Biological process (GO): adenine salvage
Cellular component (GO): cytoplasm; cytosol
Molecular function (GO): adenine phosphoribosyltransferase activity
Source: RefSeq, a predicted model, not a curated record
AAUGAAUGGUCUCUAAUUCCCAAUGAAAACUAAGGCAUGACUAGCUGUAGCUUUGUUAUAGUUGAUGCGAACACAAACAAAUCUCUGAGCUGAGAUGCUGCACAGAUAGAUAAUUUAAGACACAACCAAUCACUUUGGUUUCUUCAUUUCAGAACACAUUUUCUCCCUCCUCUAUAAAUUAUAAAGAUCGCACACACUAACAUAACACAACACUCAUUCUUCUUUCCUUCUCUCUCUCCCUCUCUCUCUCUACUCAUUACAGAACACAAUGUCGGCUUACAGAGACGAAGACCCCCGUCUUCAUGGCAUCAAAACUAAGAUUCGUGUCGUCCCACACUUUCCCAAAUCCGGAAUAAUGUUCCAAGACAUCACUACUCUCUUGCUCGAUCCCAAAGCCUUCAAGGACACCAUCGACUUGUUCGUGGAGCGUUACAAAGGCAAAAACAUUUCUGUUGUUGCAGGAAUUGAAGCUCGGGGAUUCAUAUUCGGUCCUCCCAUAGCAUUGGCAAUAGGAGCAAAGUUUGUACCAUUGAGGAAACCAAAGAAGUUACCUGGGAAAGUGAUAUCUCAAGAGUAUAUUCUGGAGUACGGAAGGGACUGUCUUGAGAUGCAUGUUGGAGCAGUUGAAGCUGGUGAACGCGCUAUAGUGGUUGAUGAUUUGAUUGCAACUGGUGGAACACUCUGUGCUGCUAUGGACUUACUCGAACGUGUGGGAGCAGAGGUAGUGGAGUGUGCCUGUGUAAUAGAAUUGCCAGAACUGAAGGGGCGCGAACGGUUGAAUGGGAAGCCUUUGUAUGUGUUGGUGGAAUACUUGGAAGUAUGAGACAACACAAUUGCAAUGGCAAUGGCAAUGCCUAUGGCUAUGGCUUCCUUUUCCCAUACAAAUUAAUCAAUAUUUGUAUCACCCUCUCCUCUCAUCUCUUCUCUUCUUCAUGCCUUACCCUUAAAUAAAACUUCAUAACUUUGGCUACACCCAUUUAUUCUACAUUUUCUUUGGUUUUUUCUUCUGUGUCUCUGUGUUUGGUGGGGGAUUGGUCCGAAUCAAACUAAUCAAUAUUGGAUAAGGCGCACUUCUCACUAGUUAGUAACUUGUUUUAGUAUGUUAUGUUAUAACCAUAAUGAAAAGGAUGUAUGUAGUUCUACCAAUUAAGUUCCAAGGUGGUUCACGA